Messenger RNA from Perognathus longimembris pacificus (Pacific pocket mouse), 5653 nucleotides. It is a transcript of the gene Hic2, whose product is annotated as HIC ZBTB transcriptional repressor 2. Gene Ontology annotation, biological process: regulation of transcription by RNA polymerase II. Gene Ontology annotation, molecular function: protein binding; RNA polymerase II cis-regulatory region sequence-specific DNA binding; DNA-binding transcription factor activity, RNA polymerase II-specific. The record is from RefSeq and is a predicted model, not a curated record. Gene Ontology annotation, cellular component: nucleus. Lineage: Eukaryota; Metazoa; Chordata; Mammalia; Rodentia; Heteromyidae.
GGGCGGGCGGCUGUGAGAGGCGCUCGGGGCGCGCUGGGCGGGGAGCCGAGCCGAGCCAGCGGCGGGCGGACGGGGCGGACGCGGGCGGCGCGGGCCGGGCGCCGAGGACGAAGGGCCGCUGGCAGGGCCGGCUGGCCGACGGGCGGUCGGAGCGCCGUCGCCGCCGCACAUGAGGUGACCAGGCAUUGAUGCGCCCCCAGGAAGUCCACGUGCUCAAGGAAGUCACCCCCGCUGGCUGCUGCUCACAUGGUUUCUGGGCCCCUGGCACUCCGGUGGUGCCCGUGGGCAGGGCGCAGGGACAUGGGGCCCGACAUGGAGCUGCCCAGUCAUUCAAAGCAGCUCCUGCUACAACUGAACCAGCAGAGAACGAAGGGUUUCUUGUGUGAUGUCAUCAUCAUGGUGGAGAACUCUGUCUUCCGGGCCCACAAAAAUGUCCUGGCUGCCAGCAGCAUCUACUUCAAGUCCCUGGUCCUGCACGACAACCUCAUCAGCCUAGACACGGACAUGGUUAGCUCCACGGUGUUCCAGCAGAUCCUAGACUUCAUUUACACAGGCAAGCUGCUGCCUAGUGACCAGCCAGCCGAGCCCAACUUCAGCACUCUCCUUACUGCCGCCAGCUACCUCCAGCUACCUGAAUUGGCAGCCCUCUGCCGGCGCAAACUCAAGCGAGCAGGAAAGCCCUUUGGUCCUGGACGGGUAGGGGCUGCUGGCAUGGGGCGGACGCCCCGCAGCCAACGACUGUCCACAGCCUCUGUUAUCCAGGCUCGAUACCCUGGGCUUGUGGAUGGACAUAAGGGGCACCAUGCCUCCCAGGAACUCCCCCAGCCCAAAGGUUCAGAUGAUGAGCUCUUUCUGGGUAGCUCCGCCCAGGAGAGCACACACAGCCUGGGCCGGGGGCUCUGCUCAGCUAGUGGGGAAGUGGGCUUAGGGGGCUGUGGCAGCAGCACUAAUGGGAGUAGCGGGGGCUGUGAGCAGGAGCUGGGCCUAGACCUGUCCAAGAAGAGCCCACCUUUGCCCCCCACAACUCCUGGACCCCAUCUUACCCCUGAUGACCCAGCACAGCUGAGUGACAGCCAGCACGACUCACCCCCGUCAGCCUCUGUCCCACCUGUUGCCAACAGUGCCUCUUAUACGGAGCUGGGGGGCACCCCUGAUGAGCCCAUGGAUCUGGAAAAUACUGAGGACAACCACCUGAACCUACUGGAGGGGCCAGGUGGACAGCCUCGGAAGAGCCUCCGCCAUUCAUCUCGAAAGAAGGAAUGGAGCAAGAAGGAGCCUGCUGGGUCUCCCUUUGAACGGAGAGAAAUGGGGCCCAAGGGCCCCUGUCCUGGUGAAGAGAGCGAGGGGCUUGGGGAUGCAGUUCCCAAUGGUGUUCUGGCCAGUGGUGCUGCUGGCCCCAGUGGGCCUUAUGGGGAGCCCCCAUACCCCUGCAAGGAGGAGGAGGAGAAUGGCAAGGAAGGGAGUGAAGACAGUGGGCAGAGUGGGAGUGAGGGGGGCAGUGGCCAUGCUGGCACUCACUACAUGUACCGGCAGGAGGGCUAUGAGACCGUGCCAUAUGGAGACAACCUGUAUGUGUGCAUUCCCUGCGCCAAGGGCUUUCCUAGCUCUGAGCAGCUCAAUGCUCAUGUGGAGACACACACAGAGGAGGAGCUGUUCAUCAAGGAGGAGGGGGCCUAUGAGACGGGCAGUGGGGGUGCAGAGGAGGAGGCCGAGGAUCUGUCAGCGCCCAGCACAGCCUACGCAGCAGAGCCCCGGCCUUUCAAGUGCUCAGUCUGUGAGAAGACCUAUAAGGACCCUGCCACCCUGCGGCAGCAUGAGAAGACACAUUGGCUGACGAGACCCUUCCCCUGCAAUAUCUGCGGCAAGAUGUUCACCCAGCGUGGCACCAUGACACGCCACAUGCGGAGCCACCUAGGCCUAAAGCCUUUUGCCUGUGAUGAGUGUGGCAUGCGCUUCACCCGCCAGUACCGCCUCACAGAGCACAUGCGCGUGCAUUCAGGCGAGAAGCCCUAUGAAUGCCAGCUCUGUGGGGGCAAGUUCACCCAGCAACGCAACCUCAUCAGCCACCUGCGUAUGCACACCUCCCCCUCCUAAAAGCCAAAGACCCAGGGGUGCCCUCUGCAGACCUGCCACCUGGGAACCCAGCAAAGGAGAAGCCAGUAGGUGCGGUGGGAGGGGCUGAGCCUGAGGUCCAGCGGGAGGCUCUCCUGGCAGCCCCUUUGCCCCAGCCGCCCCACACCCAGAGCUUUAAUCAACAGUCUGUACCAAGGGAAGCCAAGAGGAGAGAAGCCUGCAGGCCCAGCUCCAUGCCUGGUGCUGGUGGUGACCAUUCUACCUCCCCAUCCCACUUCUUGCUCCAGCCUUGUGGGGGCUGUGGUAGAGCCGGGUGGGAAUGGGUCAUAUGGGACUUUCUGGGACCUGGCCCCUUUCCUUCAGGCUGGGCUGGAGAAGAGGGAGAGGGGAUCCCCUUCAUGCUAGUGAGGCACUGUUUCCUGUGACCAUGGGUGGUGUCUGGAGCAGGCCCCCACCCGGCAGGGACUUGUGUCUGUGUGCGUGCAAGUGUGCUUGUGUCUGUCUGUGACCCUGGCUCUGGGGAGCAGGUGCUUGGGGGCAGCUCCUUCACUCCUUUAGCCAGGGUGGCACUGUUCUCUGGCGCUGGGAUAGUCAGGGUGACCCCACCGCCUACCUCUCUACAACUAAAGAGCCCUCUGGGCCUGUGUUGCUGUUAAUUCCUACUGAUCUCCCUUCACUUUUUUUUUUUUAAUUUUGGUUUCUUUUUUUUUUUAAACCAAAACAAACAAUAGUUUAUUUUCCUUCUGCCUCAUUGGGGCUGAGCCUGGGUCUGCAGACUGAAUGUAACUGGGGCAGCUGCCCCUGCCUGUUGCCCCUUCCCUGAGCCCUGGUGCCAUGGGACACAUCAGUGAGCCCAUCUCCAGGCCCCAGAAGCCCUUCUUGCCCAAAGGCUUUCCUGGUCCUGAGCCCUGUUGGGGCUGCCUCAGGAGAACACGUUUUUCCUAUAGUUUUCAAGGAAUAUUCUUUGUCUAGAGGUACAUGUUUUUGUUUUUGUUUUUGUUUUGUUUUGAAUCGAGAGCCCUCCCCCCAUGUAACAUUGAUGGAAAUGUUGGAACUGGAAGGUUUGGGGGGCGGGGGAAGCUGGGCUUGCUGCCAAGGCCGUCGGUACUUGUGUUUUUCAUUUCUGUGCAUGUGUGGGUGAGUGUGGUGUGCACUGUGCGUGUGGACAGAUGCUUCACUUUCCUUCCUCACUGAGCAAGGUGGAGAGACUUCUGACCUUUUGCUACCUCUUGAAUUCAUGACAACAGUAUAGUACUUUGGUGACUGGCAGUUGAGGGUGAGCUGGUUGCUUUUUUUCUCUGGUGGGAAUAAGCUGGGCUCAGGUCAGCUCCAGACACCAUCUUGGGCCCCAAGUUGUCAACUGCUACUAGCUGUGCUUGAGUGUGGGGCAGGUGCUGGGCACCUAAGUACUUAGCAGGAGCCAUAAGGAGAGAGCUGUGGUUAGCAUCUCCUGCCAGGGCCAGGAUAUGGUGGAAGUGAGCCCCCCCAUCCUGUCUCUGCUUGGAGCUGGAGAGAGCCAAAGCCCCUCCUGGCUCAUGUGGUGUGGUCAGGAGCCCACCACAGGACCAGGGAAUGGAAUAGCACCAUUGAGCACUCCUGGCCACUCUAAUGAGAGUUGGUCACACCCACAGGCUCAGCCUUGUCUGAGCCCAAUGAGUUGCCCCAUACCAUGGGUUUCUCAGAUACUUGCAUGGGUCCUAGUCAGGCUCGAGGCCAAACCAUGGUUUCCAUGCUUGGUUACAUUGCCCUUGGCCAGCUGAGCCACAGGACUGGGCCAGCAGGCUUUAUCUUCAUUUUGCUUCCUACUUUUUUCUUUCAAUUUUAAGUUCAGACCAAAAUAUUUCAGAGUCAUCCCCUAUCCCACCCCUUCGGAGACCCUCCAAGUAAAAACAGCCAAGUUCAGGGCCUUGGGUGCUAAGUGGUGUAUUCUGGGAAUGAGGGAAUAGAGUCACAGAAAGGCUUUUGGUUAGCCCUCCAUGUGGUAACCCCAAUCCCGGAGCCGGUUCACCUCCCUGUCAGAUAGGAGAUGGAGGGCUAGACCCCUGAUCUCAGUUCCAGCAAAGGCCAGUUGAGCGCCUGAACUGAGUAAACACCCGGGCUCCACCCCCACCCUAUCAGCACUUAAAGCCACAUGACACAAAGUCUGUACCGCAGUACCAUAUGGGAAUGGUGCAUGCACCCGGUGGCUUCUGUGGCCACCACCACCAUGGGCAGCUGCAUCUGUGAGGUGACUGGAAAGUAGGUGAUUGCUCUAUCUACAAAACUUCAGGGACUGGGAGCAGAGCCCCCUCACUCAGUGUCUGUGCGACAUAGUAUUGUACCCACCUUAGUAUUGUAUCAAGCCUUUUCUGUAUUUUAAUGAGAAAGCAAACACUAGUUUUCCUAUUUAAGAUGUUAUGGGUGAUUGGGGUGGGGUGGGAUCAACACAACACUUGGUUUUUGUUUCCUUUUCCUUUGAUUCCGUGAGAGAGAGAGAGAGAGAGAAUGUGUGUGUGUGUGUGUGUGUGUGUGUGUGUGUGUGUGUGUGUGUGUGUAAAGAGCCUCACAAGGAAAUUAGGCUGUGAGGGGCAAAGACGGCUUAACAGUUCUCUGCUUUAGUCACUUAAUUCCUGAAUGUUUCGGAGAAACAGGAAACAGAAAAUAGCAGAUGUCACUUAAGAAUGAUGAUUUAAAAAAAAAAGGAAAAAAAAAAAAGCUCAUACCCAAAUUCACAAAACCUAUUUUUUAAACCAAAGCACAUUUUGAAUGAGUAUGGAACCUCAGUGGGCUCAGAAAAAAAAAAGAAAGAUACUAAUAUAUUUAUCUCAUUGUUUACAUAAACUUUUACAGUUUCAGACCUCAGCAGCUGUAAGGCCAGUCCCAGGGAAUCCUCACCUGCUGGGGGUCCUGAGUCGGCCCUGGAGCAGCGUGUGGGCAAGAUGUAGGGCCAGGGAACAGGUGAACGCCUCCCUGCACUCCCCAGGGCCCGCAUCCCCAAUCCCAGGGCCUCUCCGAGCCCAGCUGGCACCAAAGAGCUUGGGCCUGUGCUGACCAAGCCUCAGGCCUGCUGGCUGGACCUCAGCGGUCUUGCCAGCUGGUACAUACUGGGUGGCUGUCAGCUCUGGCCACAGGACCUGAGUCUGGGCUUUGGCCCCAAGGGGGAGGUGAGUUCCCUCUGCUGCUCUGCUCGUGACCCUUGGGGAGUGGGUUGAUGUGAGGGUCUCACUGAAGCCAAAAAGCGGGGACUUUUGCACAGCUCAUUUGACUCCAGUGGGUCUGUCCCCCUUGUACCCCUCAGCCAGUGAAGGGCUGAUGGGACCUGGUCCUUACCAACACAGACGGUGCAAACACUCUCAACAGUGUUGUUUUUGUAUCAAUAUGUUUGUGCAGUGAUGAAUGUAUUUAUUUCUCAGACUUGGGACAAGCUGGUGGUGGCAGGCUGGGCUCUGCCACCGCCUGCUCCCACAGGACCGAGCCACUGCAAGGGCUCCUCCAGGAUUGCAAAAAAGAAAAAAAAAGAAAAAAAAAAAGAUGAACCUUUAAGCAAAUGAGAAUCUCAGAGACUUGCAGCAUAGCCAUACACCUCAGCCUGUGAACCGAA